GGAAAAUGAAAAGAUCCACAGAAAGAACUCGGCAUUGGCUCCCCAAUAGCAUUAUACUGUACCGGCUCUCCUUGAAAGCAGAUUAGCUCAGGUUUUAUCAUUUUAUUUAACAAAAAGCAAUCCCUGCUCACAAAUCAGAUGUAACGGGAGGCAGACGGCACAUGUGGACGUAGGCACAUAUCGCCACUGGGGCUUCACCCUUUGAUGUUCAAAGAGGGACUACUAAUAAGGAAGAACCAAAUAUGAAGUGCCUACAGUCAACACAUGGAUUAUGUAUUUCUUUACCGAUACUUUUGCUUUUGAUGUUUACCCUCGACGCAGGUUUAUCAGACAGUUGUCCCCGGAAGCAUGAUUUGAUAGGGAAAAGGGUGUGUCUCAAACCUUGUAAGACGGAUGCUAACUGCCGUGGGAAGAAUAAGCAGUGUCUCUGUGAUGAUGUGUGUGGAAAGAGCUGUGUGAACCCAAAUGCUAGAUGCUCACACAUAAAGCCUCCUUCCCAUGGCUAUGUACAAAUCAUUCCAUACAACAAGUUUGACGCGCGUGCACGUUACGGCUGCGCGGAGGGAUACGUGUUGAACGGUCCACCAGAGAGGAUAUGCGGUGGAGACAAGCAGUGGAGUGGAGAGGAACCAUACUGCUCCAAAGAUGGUUUCUGUGGUCCUCCUCCCCCUAUUGUCAAUGGAGAGCCACAGUCAUCUCUGCCAAAACGGGAGCGGAGAUUCCCACCAGGCAGCCAGGUGGUGUAUCGCUGUCACAAGGGCUAUUUCCAAGAUGGCUACCCCAGAGCCAUGUGCCUUGGAGACGGCAAGUGGGUGAUGCCCAGAAUGGCAUGUGCACAUGCUAGAUGCUCACACAUAAAGCCUCCUUCCCAUGGCUAUGUACAAAUCAUUCCAUACAACAAGUUUGACGCGCGUGCACGUUACGGCUGCGCGGAGGGAUACGUGUUGAACGGUCCACCAGAGAGGAUAUGCGGUGGAGACAAGCAGUGGAGUGGAGAGGAACCAUACUGCUCCAAAGAUGGUUUCUGUGGUCCUCCUCCCCCUAUUGUCAAUGGAGAGCCACAGUCAUCUCUGCCAAAACGGGAGCGGAGAUUCCCACCAGGCAGCCAGGUGGUGUAUCGCUGUCACAAGGGCUAUUUCCAAGAUGGCUACCCCAGAGCCAUGUGCCUUGGAGACGGCAAGUGGGUGAUGCCCAGAAUGGCAUGUGCACCUAAGAGUUGUGGUGACCCAGGCUUUGUGAAGAAUGGACAAAGGAAGGGGGACAUCUUCAUCUACCCUCAUAGAGUGACCUUCUCCUGUGACCCUGGCUAUGAGCUGGUGGGAAGCCAGUACCGCAUGUGCCAGGCCAACGGAAAGUGGUCGAGAUUUGUGCCUAAAUGCAAGCCUAUCCAGUGCCAACCCCUGUCCAUCCCAGAGAACGGGAACAUGUACGGUUACUCUGUGGCCUUCAACUCCGUGGUCAGGUUUACGUGUUUGGAGGGGUACAGACUGCAGGGCCCCAGUGAGAGGAAAUGCCAGGAGAAUGCACAUUGGACGGGAACUGAUGUGAAAUGUGAGGAAAUUGACUGUGGCUGGCCCCAGAAUCUAUGGAAUGGAUAUCCAGAUGGACAACAUACCACAUAUGGGCAUACCAUUUACUUCAGAUGCUAUCAGGGAAUGACUCUGCAGGGGGCAGUCUCGGCCCAGUGUCUGGACACGGGGAACUGGUCAGAACCCAUCCCUAACUGUUGGAGGCGGUGCCCUGUGCCAACCCUGGACAAUGGCACAGUUCAUGGUUACAGCCCGAGGGAUAAAAUAGACCACGGCAGAGUGCUCACACUGGCUUGUUAUGAGGGACAUGCCUUGAAUGACACCAAGACCAAGUCUGUGUGCUAUAAUGGAACUGUGUCCUAUAUGCCAAGCUGCAUCCCUAAGAACUGCUCAACAAGACCUGGAGACAUCAAGAAUGGAAUUGUGCGCUACAUUGACAUGAACCAUGGCUCGCUGGCUCGCUACUCCUGUAACAUGGGAUUUCGUAUCGUAAAUGAUGAGUUUAUGACGUGUUUGUACGGCAGAUGGAGAGGAAGAAUACCUUACUGCGCGGAGAUGUAUUGCCCACACCCGGGUUCUCUGCAGUAUGGCAGGAUACUCCUGGUCGGUUACAUUGGCAAGUACGACUACAGACCCUAUGUGACACAGAUAGGACAGGGACAGCAGAUAGAGUUCCAA
Lingula anatina is the source of this 2207-nucleotide messenger RNA. RefSeq names its product protein lev-9. The record is from RefSeq and is a predicted model, not a curated record. NCBI's taxonomy places the organism in Eukaryota, Metazoa, Brachiopoda, Lingulata, Lingulida, Lingulidae. Gene Ontology annotation, cellular component: extracellular region. Gene Ontology annotation, molecular function: peptidase inhibitor activity.